Messenger RNA from Postia placenta MAD-698-R-SB12, 1341 nucleotides. RefSeq lists its product as hypothetical. The record is from RefSeq and is a predicted model, not a curated record. The transcript is spliced from 5 exons. The coding region runs from base 1 to 1341 and encodes 446 amino acids. Gene Ontology annotation, molecular function: monooxygenase activity; FAD binding. Gene Ontology annotation, biological process: secondary metabolite biosynthetic process. Lineage: Eukaryota; Fungi; Basidiomycota; Agaricomycetes; Polyporales; Adustoporiaceae.
AUGUCUACCACGCAGGCCCCUCUCCAGCUUCACAUCCUCAUCGUCGGCUGUGGUCUCGGUGGUCUUGCCGCAGCACACUGUCUCGCGCAAGCAGGCCACAAGAUCACGCUGUUCGAGUCGGCCCCUGCAAUAGGGGAGAUCGGGGCGGGCAUCCAAGUGACGCCGAACGUCACCCGCCUGCUCAUCCGCUGGGGCCUCGGCGACAAGCUCGCAAAGAUCGCAGUGAAGCCCGAGGCCCUCGUCUUCCGCCGGUACAGCACGGGCGAGCGCGUCGCGUACUCCCGCUGGGCGGAGAAGAUGGAGGCGUUCGGCGCGCCGUACUACCACAUCCACCGCGCCGACUUCCACAGGCUGCUCUAUGACCUCGCGGGCCCGAGCAUGACCCUGCGCCUGAACUCGACCGUGGUGGGCUGCGAUCCCGAGGCGCCGUCUCUGACGCUGGCGUCGGGCGAGACGGUGCACGGGGACCUGGUUAUCGGGGCAGACGGCGUGAAGAGCUACAUCCAGCAAGUCGUUCUCGGGCAGGUGAACCCCGCGGAGGCGACGGGCGACGCUGCCUACAGGGCCCUCAUCCCGACGCAGCUCAUGCUGAGCGAUCCCGACCUCAAGUCGUUCGUGGACACGCCGGAGAUGACGGGGUGGAUGGGCCCGGGGCGCCAUAUCAUGGCCUAUAACGUGCGCGCGAAACAGGAGUUCAACCUCGUGAUGCUGCACCCGGACGACGGCUCGGUCGAGUCGUGGACCGCGGAGGGCAGCGCAGAGAAGAUGCGCGCCGACUUCGCGGAUUUUGAGCCCCGAGUGCAGAAGAUGCUCGCGCUCGUCAAGUCCACGCUCAAGUGGCGUCUCAUGGACCGCAAGCCGCUCGCGACGUGGGUCCACUCCGCAGGGCGCGUCGCGCUCCUCGGCGACGCGUGCCAUCCCAUGCUGCCUUAUCGCGCGCAGGGCGCCGCCAUGGCCAUCGAGGACGCCGCGGUGCUUGGCAACCUCCUCGCGCACGUCGCCUCCCGCGCGCAGCUGGCGCCGCUGCUGCACGCGUACGAGGCGCUGCGCCUGCCGCGCACGGCGGAGACGCAGGGCGCGUCGCGCCUGAACCAGGUGAUCUUCCACCUGCCCGACGGCCCGGAGCAGGCGGCGCGCGACACAGCGAUGCGCGCGGCGGCGGAGGCGGAGCUCGCGGCGGGCAACCCGAACCAGUGGGCGGACCGCCGGAAGAACGAGAUCCAGUUCGGGUACGACGCGGACGCGGUCGCGGAGGCGUGGUGGCGCGACGUCGGCGCGCGCGAGGUGGGCCCGCUCGCGGCGGGCGAGGCGGGCAAGGGCAAGGCCGAGGCGCGACUGUGA